GAAACAUUUGAUUAGUCACGAGCUUACCUCGCCGGUGGGAAAGAGCAGCAACUUCGAUGGAGGCAUAGAAGGAGCGAAAGUUGGGAUUCUUAUUCUGAUUUUCGUUCGGUCGCUGUUUGUUUGCUCACAAGUAUGGCGGCCUUGAUCUCCAAAAGGCUACUACGUUCUUCCGGGUCCUUGCAUUUGCUACGACGACGUUGCUGUGAUUCACAUGAUAUAUACAGCAGUUUAUCUGGGGAAAGUCUGUUUUCUGCAGAACGUUCUGGCCUUCUCUUGGCCAGGUCAAUGAUCCAACGGUUUUCUACUUCUAUUUUACCUCCUAGGCCUGAUGAAGGUGCAUUUCCGUCUGAUUUAUUGUCGAAAAAGCCUCUGGCAACAUCUGAGCGUUCUAUAGGGCUUUGUCAGGAUCUUUUAAUUCCAGUUACCAACUUUCAUAAUGAAGACAAGGGCUUUAUGGUCUUAGCUGGAGAUGUUUUUGAUAUGCCUAUUCGGAAGGAUAUUAUUCAUCGUGUUGUUAGGUGGCAACUUGCAAAACGACAACAGGGAACUCACUCAACAAAAACUAUCAGUGAGGUCAGCGGGACGGGAAGAAAACCUUGGAAUCAAAAGGGAACUGGUCGAGCAAGGCAUGGUUCAUUGCGUGGGCCUCAGUUCAGGGGUGGUGCCACUAUGCAUGGCCCUAAGCCCCGAAGCCAUGCUUUCAAACUCAAUAAGAAGGUUCGACGUCUGGGGCUGAAGAUUGCUAUGUCAGCUCGUGCUGCAGAAGGAAAGCUUCUUGUGUUUGAGGAUCUGGAGCUUCCCACACACAAAACCAGGAACAUUGUGAACUAUUUCAAACAAAUGGAGGACACCAAGAAACUUCUACUCGUAGAUGGUGGUCCCAUAGAUGAAAAGUUAAAAUUAGCUACACAAAAUCUACAUUAUGUUAACGUACUUCCCUCCAUUGGCUUGAAUGUCUACAGCAUUUUGCUGCACGACACAUUGGUGAUGUCCCGAGAAGCUGUGACCAGAAUUGUCGAGCAUAUGAACACUCCAAUAAAUCGUUGAGGCAGUAACUAUUUUUUAUGCUCCACUUCAUUUACUCAGCAUUAGGAAUAGUAUCCCGUAUCCCCAUUUCUGUAAAACAAAGAGAUCCAUUGAGAAUAUCUUUUGUUUGGGGUUUCUGUUAAAAUUACAUAAGCUAGACAAGUUAUGCCA
Messenger RNA from Gastrolobium bilobum, 1197 nucleotides. RefSeq lists its product as uncharacterized. The transcript has 9 exons. Bases 133 to 1047 code for a protein of 304 amino acids. The record is from RefSeq and is a predicted model, not a curated record. Lineage: Eukaryota; Viridiplantae; Streptophyta; Magnoliopsida; Fabales; Fabaceae. Gene Ontology annotation, biological process: translation. Gene Ontology annotation, cellular component: ribosome. Gene Ontology annotation, molecular function: structural constituent of ribosome.